This is a messenger RNA of Pseudocercospora fijiensis CIRAD86, 513 nucleotides long. RefSeq lists its product as uncharacterized. The record is from RefSeq and is a predicted model, not a curated record. Lineage: Eukaryota; Fungi; Ascomycota; Dothideomycetes; Mycosphaerellales; Mycosphaerellaceae. The coding region runs from base 1 to 513 and encodes 170 amino acids. The transcript has a single exon.
AUGAUCAAAGAUGCAGAUUGUUUCGCAUUCGAUGUGAACGACUGCUUAGCUCCUGGAUUCUCAGUUGAAGGCUUCUCCAACCAUCGCGACACCCCAGUAUUUUCCACCGCUGCCAUGCUGGAUCGGGUCGCAAGACAACAACCCGAAUGUGGCGAUUGCUUGAUCAAGAUCUUGCUUCACAAAGUCGCAAAAGGAUUUGAGCCUUUGCUUCCAAAUGCCGACACGCAACCCAAAGCAUUUCAAACAGUGGUCAAAGCUCUUAUGCGGUAUCAAUACGUUAUCAAUGAGCCAGACGGCUUAUUUGUAAUGGUCACCGAUGCUGAGCAAGUGGAGAACACUUUGAUCAAGCGACUGCUGACUAAGAAGAAGAAGGUCGGUCAGCUCUGCUUGAACGAUGAUGUGGCAAGCACCGAUGAAUCCGAUGUUCUGGCGCUGCAGUCGACGAUGAAGACGCUUUUGGAAGGAUUACUACCCGAACCAAGCGAGUUCGAAGCGAAGGCCGAGAUUGGCUGA